AUGCGGCCCACGGGCAUCCUCCUCCGGCGAUCGACCUGGAAAGGUCCAUUCUUCACCGCCUUCCCCUCCCUCGCUCAAUCCCUCAAAUCGGGCGCACCGAUCUACACAAAGUCACGCGCAUGUACGGUCGUACCCAACUUUGUCGGACUCAAGUUUAUGGUGCAUAAUGGGAAAGACUUCUUGCCGGUGCAGAUAGUGGAGGAGAUGGUGGGGCACAAGCUGGGCGAGUUCUCGCCGACAAGAACAAAAUUCAGCUAUAGACAAACGAAGAAUAGAUAG
This is a messenger RNA of Dioszegia hungarica, 279 nucleotides long. RefSeq lists its product as uncharacterized. Gene Ontology annotation, molecular function: structural constituent of ribosome; RNA binding. The transcript has 3 exons. Gene Ontology annotation, cellular component: ribosome; cytosolic small ribosomal subunit. Bases 1 to 279 code for a protein of 92 amino acids. Gene Ontology annotation, biological process: ribosomal small subunit assembly; translation. The record is from RefSeq and is a predicted model, not a curated record. Lineage: Eukaryota; Fungi; Basidiomycota; Tremellomycetes; Tremellales; Bulleribasidiaceae.